Molecule: messenger RNA, 480 nt
Organism: Seminavis robusta
Lineage: Eukaryota; Bacillariophyta; Bacillariophyceae; Naviculales; Naviculaceae
Source: the annotation of a GenBank genome assembly
AUGGCAACUCUAUUCGCUCGCUCUGUGGCCCGUACAUCGGUUGGAUCUGCUCUCCGCAGUUCCAAGGUUGUCUCUGCUUCCUCCAGACUUGGAGUUGUUCGAUUGACCAGUUACUUCACCCCAGCCCACGAAUACGUCAAAGUGGAGGGCAACAUUGGAACGGUUGGAAUCACAGAUUUUGCCCAAUCCGCUUUGGGGGAUAUCGUCUUUGUGGAUUUGCCCGAGGUCGAUGACGAUUUUGAAAAGGGUGACAGCUUUGGUUCGGUCGAGUCUGUCAAGGCUGCAUCGGAUGUCUAUGCCCCGGUAGCAGGGAAGGUGAUUGAAACCAACGACAAUAUCUCGGAUGAUCCCGGUCUCGUCAAUACUGCAGCAGAAACAGAUGCUUGGUUCAUCAAGUUGGAAAUCAGUGAUGCCAGUGAAUUGGAUGGUCUCAUGGAUGAAGCUGCCUACAAGGAACACUGCGACAAGGAAGCUCAUUAA